This is a messenger RNA of Aspergillus puulaauensis, 1611 nucleotides long. RefSeq names its product sugar porter family MFS transporter. Gene Ontology annotation, cellular component: membrane. Gene Ontology annotation, biological process: transmembrane transport; carbohydrate transport. The record is from RefSeq and is a predicted model, not a curated record. NCBI's taxonomy places the organism in Eukaryota, Fungi, Ascomycota, Eurotiomycetes, Eurotiales, Aspergillaceae. The transcript is spliced from 8 exons. Bases 1 to 1611 code for a protein of 536 amino acids. Gene Ontology annotation, molecular function: carbohydrate:proton symporter activity.
AUGGCGGUUUCAGGCGAGAAGAAAAAGCCCUUUUUUGGGCUGACGGGUGGAUGGCUUACCUUUUGGGUCACGGUUGCCUGCGCGACUGACAUGACUCUAUUUGGCUACGACCAGGGCGUUUUCAGCGGCGUGGUUAUAACGCAGGACUUCCUCGAGCUCCACGAUCUGGUCGGCCCUACAAAAACCAAGACACUUUCUACUGUGACAGCCAUCUACGACGUGGGCUGUUUCCUAGGCGCUAUUCUGGCUUUCACGGUUGGCGAGCGCCUGGGACGCAAGAAGGCUCUUUUGCUGGGCACGACUAUUAUGGCGGUUGGUGCGAUUCUGCAGACGACCUCGUUUAGUCUGCCGCAGAUGUUUGUGGGCCGGAUUAUAUCUGGUAUAGGGAAUGGAGUAAACACGGCCACGGCUCCGAUAUGGCAAACAGAAACGUCUCAACUAAAGUGGCGCGGUAAACUGGUGAUGCUCGAGAUGAUGAUGAACAUUGCCGGCUAUGCUUUUGUCAAUUGGAUCAACUACGGUCUCUCUUUCGCUGGCGGUGCUGUUGCCUGGCGAUUCCCAUUAGCUCUGCAACUGCUAUUCAUCGCGAUCCUAUGGAGUACAACACCAUGGCUUCCUGAAUCCCCUCGAUGGCUCCUCGCCCAUGGCCGAGAAGAAGAAGCAAUCGAAGUCCUCAGCUGUCUCGAAGCAAAAGCACCCACAGACCCAUUCGUGAUAACGCAGCGCAACGAAAUCGAAUUCGCCAUCCAGUACGAGCGCGAGAACGCAGUGCCGUGGCGCGAUUUACUCAAGAGCCGCCCAAACGACACGAACAGUCUCCGGCGUCUCCUUCUAGGCGCCGGCAGCCAGUUCAUGCAGCAGUUCGGCGGCAUCAAUAUCAUGUCUUACUAUCUGCCUACGGUGCUGACGAAGUCUGUUGGAUUAGACGAGGAGACGGCACGGCUGUUGACGGCGUGUAAUGCCGUCUCCUAUUUCGUAUUCUCGGGCAUGGCGGCCCUGCUUGUUGAACGGAUGGGGAGAAGGGGGUUGAUGCUUCUGUCGACGUUUGGUCAGUUUAUUUGUUUUCUGGUUAUUACUGUUCUAUUAUCGUUUGCGGAGAGCUCAAGUACUGGUAACGGGCAGGCAUUUGGGUCUGCGUCUGUGGCUUUUAUCUUCCUGUUCCAUGCGAGCUUUGGAAUCGGCAUGCUGGGUGUUCCGUGGCUGUAUCCGACGGAGAUUAAUUCGCUGCCGAUGAGGACGAAGGGGGCUGCUGUGGCUACUGCUACUGACUGGAUCACGAAUUUCGUUAUUGUGGAAAUCACCCCAAUUGGGAUCCAGAAUAUCGGCUGGAAGUUCUGGAUUGUCUGGACUGUAACUAAUCUGAGUUUCCUCCCUGUGCUAUACUUCUUCUAUCCAGAGACAGCAAACCGCAGCCUUGAAGAUAUCGACGCCUAUUACCGCACCGACCCGUCGCUUAUUGUCAUCGGGGACCCAGACGCCAUCUGCAAGAGACGACCGCAGAAAUAUAUCGAUCAUGAGGAUGCGGAAAUUCAACGAACAGCUGCCAGCAAGGUGAUUGAUACUGGGGCGGAGCAUGUUGAGGUUACUGGAUCAAUGGAUGACAGGAAUUAA